Messenger RNA from Saccharomyces kudriavzevii IFO 1802, 267 nucleotides. RefSeq lists its product as uncharacterized. The transcript has a single exon. The coding region runs from base 1 to 267 and encodes 88 amino acids. The record is from RefSeq and is a predicted model, not a curated record. Lineage: Eukaryota; Fungi; Ascomycota; Saccharomycetes; Saccharomycetales; Saccharomycetaceae.
AUGGAUGAAUCUUCUCGUCUUCCAUAUAAACUAAUAAAAGGCAACCUGCAGAAAACGACCAUUCCUGCCAAGCGCCUUGCGAGCCGAUGGGCCUUCUUGAUGCAUCCGCUGCUCAUCGGCUCUCUGAAGCCUUCCGUAUGCAUUUUGUUGUCGCGCGUGGAUAUGUUAGUAGGGGCUGGCUCCGGCAUGCGUUUACGCGGCGCACGCGCGUUUCUGUUGCGGCGACUACUGCACGAGAAGGGCGACUCAUGCCCUUGCGCUCAGUAA